Ectocarpus siliculosus is the source of this 2309-nucleotide messenger RNA. Lineage: Eukaryota; Phaeophyceae; Ectocarpales; Ectocarpaceae. The record is from the annotation of a GenBank genome assembly.
AUGUCGUCCAGCGAUGCAGCGGUCGAAGCAGUGGUGGAGAAGCAGCUGGGCGCCGUGAAGGAGCUCGACGAAGACAUCUUCGUCUACAUCCUUGGCAUCGUCAAGGAUGUAGACGCGCACGGCUGUGAUCCGGAGACGCUAGCGGAGACGGUUGGCCAGUUUCUCCUGAGCUCCGGAUUCUGCGACACCGAUGAGGAGUCAGAGGAGAAGUGCCAAGCGUUGGCCAAGAGCCUCCAGCAGGCGCUGGGCAUGGAAGGCGCUAGCACGACACACAAGGAGGAGGAUGACGGGCACGCCCCUCGCCUGCUGGACGCCCCGGUCAAGAUUCAGGACCAGGAGGGCAACGACCAAGAAGGGCUGGACUUCAUGUGGGGCACCGACAAGGUUCGGGAUAAGUUUAACCAGCAGAUGGACUGGGACAAGCACUUGAGCAAGAAGGAUCUGAGGAGAGCGGAACGGGAACAGCUCGCGUUCUUGAAGGAGAUCGAGCUGCUGACGGGAACAGAAGCAGACGACGGCGAGGAGGACAUCAGCAUGAUGGUUCUCCCGGACUACAGCAGCGGCAACAACGAGAAGGACAUACACGUCAAGAACUUCAACAUCAACGUCGGCGGGCUUGAGCUGCUGGACUGUGCCGACCUCAAGCUGGCGUACGGGAGGAAGUACGGCCUGAUCGGGCGAAACGGUGUGGGUAAGACGACGCUGCUGCGGCACAUGGCGGCCUACGACAUCGAGGGGUUCCCGCGCCACCACCGAGUUAUGCACGUCCGGCAGGAAAUCAAACCCAGCGAAAAGACCGUCAUUCAGGUGGUGGUGGAUAGCGACGUCGAGCGUCUGAUGCUGAUGAAGCAAGAGAAGGAGAUCUUGGACCGACAGGCGCGAAGAGCGGGGGGGGGGAAGGAGGAGGAGGAGGGAAAAACAACACCGUCUGACGACCAUGACGCUGCGGGAGUGGCGGCGGACGAGGCGAAACUGUCGGAUAUCUACGGGCGCCUGGGACAGAUCGGCGCGGCUUCGGCGGAGGCCCGAGCAGCCACCAUCCUGUCCGGGUUGGGGUUCUCGACGGAGGUCCAGACUUACCCGAAGACGCUGCUCCUGGUUUCGCACGACCGACAGUUCUUGAAUGAGGUGUCGACCGACAUCAUCCACUUCCUGUCGAAGAAGUUGCACUACUACAAGGGCGACUACGACACCUUCGUGAACGUCAGGACCGAGCUGGCCAAGAACCAGCGGCGGGCGUACGAGGCCUCGGCGGCGAAGAAGGCUCACAUGCAGGAGUUCAUCGACAAGUUCCGCUCCAACGCCAAGCGGGCCAGCCUCGUGCAGAGCCGCAUCAAGGCGUUGGAAAAGAUGGAGGACGUUGAGGAUGUUGAGGACGAAGCGAAGGUCACGAUACACUUGCCAGAGCCUGGACCCAUCGGGCGACCGAUCGUGCAGAUCGAGGGCGUAACGUUCGGGUACGACGCGGGCAACCCCCUCUUCUCCAACGUCCACUUCGGAGUGGACCUCGACUCUCGCGUCGGGAUCGUGGGGCCUAACGGAGCGGGUAAGUCCACCCUCCUCAACCUCAUCUUGGACAAGUUGAGGCCCCUGUCGGGGGAGGUGCGGCGGAACCCCAACCUGAGGAUAGCCCACUUCACCCAGCACGCCGCGGAGCAGUUCGACUACCGGCUCAACAGCGUGGACAACAUGAUCAAGCUGUUUCCGGGUGUUCAGGAGCAGGAAAUGCGAAAGUUCUUGGGGCGCUUCGACAUCUCGGGGCCUCUGGCGUUGCGGCCCCUCAAGUUCCUCUCGGGGGGGCAAAAGUCCCGCGUUGCGUUCGCGAAGCUGGCGUGGUCGAAGCCCCACGUGGUGAUCAUGGAUGAGCCUACGAACCACCUCGACCUGGAGACGAUCGAGGCGCUCAUCCUGGCAUUACAGGCGUUCAAGGGAGGGGUAAUGAUCGUGUCGCACGACCAGCACUUCAUCAACAAGGUCUGCUCCGAGCUGUGGGUCGUGGGGAGCGGCGAGGUGGCCAAGUACCCGGGCGAGUUCGACGAUUACAAGAACGAGCAGAUCGCCAAAAGGAAGGCCGCCGGGGCUAGCUUAUAAUCUUGCAAAGAGUGAAGAAGCCACAGCGGUAGGGAAGAUUUUGCCGGGAGCACAGCUGGCCGGUCGCGGUUUGUGUAUGUGUGCUACUCAGCGCGAGAAGCUGGCGUGGGGGGAACAGCCGGCAGGCUCGGGUAUCUUGCAAAGGAGCCGUCCCUUUCGAGCGAGCGGCGGCAAACGUUUUGGUGACGAAGAGGUUACUGAACCAUACUUUACAACUU